Messenger RNA from Dendronephthya gigantea, 12959 nucleotides. Its product is annotated as golgin subfamily B member 1-like. NCBI's taxonomy places the organism in Eukaryota, Metazoa, Cnidaria, Anthozoa, Malacalcyonacea, Nephtheidae. The record is from RefSeq and is a predicted model, not a curated record. The transcript is spliced from 36 exons. Bases 97 to 12708 code for a protein of 4203 amino acids.
UCCGUUAUUACUGAAAGAUAUCAAAUCCACGCAGAGAAAGAGAAUCUGAUACAAGAGUUCAAAAAUCUUCACACGACCCUCGCUCAGCAUCAACGAAUGCACGACUCGUAUGCCAAGGACGUGGAGGCCAAGGACAACUUGAUCAAACGAUUGAAGUCGAUCAAGGAGUCGCUGGAGAGUGAAGUGGAUGGAUUGAGACAGGAAAUGCUGAAAGUCAAGGAGACGAGUGACCGCUACGUGAAGGAAAAACAUGUUGAUAAUAUGAAGUUUAUUACCGCUAAGAGCAAGAUCUCCAAACUCGAAGCAGAACUUGCGAACGAACGUAGACAGAAAGAAUUUCUCUCAGUUCAGCUCAGCCAAGUUGAAUCUCACAGCGGUCAGGACAAAGACCAGAUCAUUUUGCGCUUGGAAACACAACUUAAAGAGCAUCGCACGCUUUGCGAGAAAUAUGAAAAAGAGAGCGUCACCAAGGAAACGGUUGUCUCUGAAAUGCGCACGAAGUUGGCCACAUUGGAAACGGAAGUGCGGAAAUCCCGCGAGGAUACACGGGUGGUCGUGGAGACGAACGUGGAUACGAAGGAGCAUUUGGCGAUGAAAAGGGACCUUGAUGCAGCAAGAGGACAAAUACGAGAGCUGGAGAAUUCCCAGGGAAUUUUGAGAGAGAAGAAAGCUCGUUUGGAACAAGAGCUUGGAAUAAUGCAAGAGAAAGUUCGUCAUCUUGAGAGCUCUGAACGUAGUCAUACGUCAAAACUGACAGUGUUGGAGGACACGUGUAAAACUGCAAAUAUAGAAGUCACAAAGGUUAACGCAUCGUACCAGACUCUCAAAGAACAAAAAUCAAAAGCCGAGGAGGAUCUUGUGACGGCAAAUGUGAAACUAAACCAGCUGAAGACAGCCUACGAUGCAUUGAGAAAGGACAAGAAAGAAUCCAAACAUGAAGUGAUCCAAUUGCACAAGAAACUGACUUCUGUCGAACUAUCGAAAGAAAGGUUGAACAACGAGCGUGUGGAAACACAACAUCACGUCCAGGAAACGCAGAACAGACUCUUGAAAGUUGAGACUCAAUGGAAGCGAAGCUCUCGAGAAAACGCAGAACUUAAAAGGCAAAUUGAGGAAAUAGGGACACAGCUCAAGAGCUGUAAAGACACCAUUGAUCUUCUCAACAGUCGCCUCGCCGAUUCGCAAAGGGAGAUUCAAUUCACCAAAACGGAGUUGACGAGAAAAGAUAAAAUCAUGGAGGAAUCGAAAUCUCAGUUUCUGUCACAAAAAGAUGAACACGAGAAGCUAUUGCGAGAGUAUAACUCACUCAUGGUCGAACUUCAUACCAAUGACAGAGAAAAAGUGAAGGUUGAAAGUGGCCUUAUUUCGUUGGGAAAGAAGCUUUCAGACUCAGAAACAUUGCACGUAAAAGCAAAGAACACUCAACGGCGUUUUGAAGAGGACAACGAGAGGUUGAAGGAGCAAAUACUGGAAUUCAAAACAAAGUUUGCUUCGUUGCAACAGGAGAAUAAAAGAGUGGAAAGCGAAGCUACCGAACAGAAAAGAUCCGCCACCAAACUGACUGCAGAUGUGGAACGAUUGACUCAUGAGAUGAAAUUGAAAGCAGAUGAAGUAGAAGCUUUGAAGAGAUCAGUGGAACAGCUCGAAGGAGAAAAGCGAGACGAUACAAAGAAGGAAAUUUCGUUGAAGGAAGAGCUGAGAAAUGCUUUGAGAUACAAAGAGGAAGCACUUGAGGCCGCGCGAACAAUUGAAGGACUGAGAAGAAAAAGCGACCAACUUGUCAAGGAUUUGAAAAAGAAGACUGGUCAAGUGGAGGCACUACAAGAGGAAACGACAAUACUGCAGUUUGAUCUGGACACUAAAGUUCGCGAAAUUGCAUCUAGGUCUGGCGAAAGUGACAAGAACGUGGAAAUACAGAAACGAGAUUUAGAGCUGAACGAGACCAAGAAACAACUGGUGAAGGCCGAUCUUCAAGCCCAGAAACGUUCCCAGCAGAUUGUUGAGUGCAAGAAAGAGAUCGCGACGCUUCAGUUGAAAAUUGAAGAAUUGGAAGAAGUGAAAACGAACUAUCGCGAGAAGGAAAAGAAGUUGUUCAGAGAUUUAGCAAUGGUGACAGAGGAGUUGAACAGACGUGACGCAAAAAUAGCGAAAUUGAAUGGAGAGAUGGUGCGAAAUGAGGAUAUGCUUGGGACAGCCGACACAAGGUUAUUGGACUUACAACAGCAGUUAUCAGAGGCGAGGAAGAGGGUCACUGAGAUUGAGGCAUUCUCCGAAAGACUGAAAGGAGAUCUCGCCGACGCCGAGGUGAAGUACUCCAACGAAGCAAAGAAACUGGAGACGAGCAUCUCGAAUCUGACAUUGCAACGAGACAUGUUACAACAGCAGCUGAAGGAGACCAGGAUUGAUUUGAAGAAGAGAUUGGAUGAGAUUCAAGGUUUGCAGAAGACAGUCACCGACGGCGAGCUAAAGACUGAAAAUCUUGGGAGUGAUGCAAAGAAACUGCAGAAUAUAAUAACGAGGCUGAAUGAAACACGCCAAGAAACUGAUAAUGAACUGAAUGAUUUGAGAAAAGAGGUCGCUGACUACAAGAUAAUACUGGAUGCGAAAGAUUGGAGGAUUACUGAUUUGGAAGGAGAACUCCAAGCGCACUCUUCAAAACAGACAGAAUGGGAGACUACUUAUCGUCAACUAGAAGCAGAAAAAUCGACGAUGCUCGAGUCCCAAGUGGAUGCUGAAACUAAAACAUCAGAGUUGAAAGCGAGUUAUGAAGAAAUGGAAAAGAAUUUGAAGAAGGAAAAUCAAGAAAGGUGCGUGAAGGUCACCACGUUGGAAGCACAGAUCCAAAGCAUGGAGAAACAGAAGGAGAGUUUGAGGAAGGAAUUGCACGAUACUAAAGAAGCUCUUCGACAGAGUAAACACGGAUUUUCUGAGUUGCAGAAAGACUAUAUCGAUCAUCAAAAGAAUUGUGACGGAUUUCGGCAAGAGAGAAAUGAAACCUCAGUCACAGAGAUGAAAGACACAUGGACUAACCACUGUGUUUGUGUGAAACGCGAAACCAUUGAACGCCUGGAAUCGUCGGCCCAAGUUUUGGAAGUGAAAAUCGAAACGCUUGCUGAUGAACUCUCGCGAAACGAGACAGCCGGAGAAUUGUUGAAGAAGCAAAAAGAUACAGUCGACAAGGAACUCCGUGGCGCUGAGAGCAGAAUCACGGAACUGGAAACUUUGAUUUCGGACAUUCAGAACGAUAAAGAGAAAGUUCUCAAAGAGCACGAAACUUGUUUAGCGCAGUUGAACGACGCUGGUAGGGGCGAACAUUCAGCAAAGGAGAAGAUCUUGGACCUGGAAUCAAGGUGCGAAGAGGCUUAUGGUAAAAUAGCUGAUCUCGAAAAACAACUGGAGAAUGCACGAGCGAAGCUGGCGCGAUUCGAGGAACUGUUUGGCGAGAAUAGAGACGAAAUAUCAAAGUUGGAAAAGGAAUUGGCAACGGCGAAGGGGAAUGUUGUCGAGCUUGAGUCCAUCUGUGAAGUUCUGGAGCGGGAGAAAGAUGAGUUAAAGCGACAGCUGGAGCAUGCUGAGAAACAGGUCUCAGAGAUGAAGAAUUCUCGUAAAACAUACGAAGAUGAAAAUGACCAGUUGUUGCAAGAAGUUAAGGACACUCGCAGCAAGGUUACGAAACUGGAAGGAAUGCUUUCGACCAUCACUCGGGAACGAAACGGGCUUAAACAACAACUGGAAGAAUUCAAAGAUAAACUGCUUCAAAGCAAAGAAGAAAAUGGCGUGCUCGAGAGAAAGUAUUCUGAAAAUUUAAGGGUUUUGGAGAAGCUUAAAACCAACGAACGCUCGGCUGAGAAGACAAAAGAAGAGCUUCGUGGUAGAGUUACUCUGCUUCAAGACGAACUGGAUUCAAGGUCGCAAGAGACAACGAAGUAUCAGAACGAAUUUGCCCGCGCGCAGGAAGAGAAGAAAUACCUUCACGACGAGCUUCUCCUGUUCCAACAAAAACUACGAGAGUUUGAAAUCAACGACACAACCUUACUGAAAGACAACGAAACUUUGAAAGACGAAGUCAGUUCGUUCUACCAGCGAGUCUCCGAGCUUCAAAGCAACUGUCGAAAUAUGGAAGAAGAGAAUAUCUUGCUUCAAAGGGAUCUCAGUUUGUCCAAACAAAGAAAUGAGAAACUCGAAGGUGAACUGCAAGAAUUGAAGAAGAAGUCGUCGAUAUUAAGUUAUGAGUUGGAUGAAAAGAAUGCAGACUUCAGUCGAGUGUCGAACGAGUUUGUCAUCGUAAAAUCGACCGUUGAGGAACAGUACAGCGCUUUACAGGAUUAUGAGAAAAAGGUCAGCGAUGAGGAAGAUUUACUGGAAGGUCUUCAACGGGAGAAGUCUGAGAUGGAAUCACUUCUAAAUACUGUCCGAGACGAAUUGAAUGUUAAGAAAGCUGAACUCAACCAAUCACACGAAGAUAACAAAGUACUUCAGGGUAAUGUAUCUUCCCUUACCGGCGAGGUGAACCAUUUGAAAUCAAGCCUUGACGCAACAGACAAGAAGAGAUCAGAGCUGGACACAACCUUGAGAUCGAAAGCUAAAGAGUACGCAAAGCUUGGUCGAGGUUUCAAACAGACCGUUUACAAACAAAAGGAAUUGGAACAAAACCUUUCAGAAGUCUCGGCUAAGAAAGACGAGCUUGAUUCAGAACUUAAAAACAGCCGCAAAAGAAUCAUUGAAUUGGAACGAAUAACAGCAAGCAAGAUGGAUGAACUGGAAUCCAUGGCACAGGAUUUAAAUGUGAAAGAUGAGAGCGUUUCCAUGCAUAAAGGUAAACUGGAACUAGCCACACAAUCGGAAACAAAAGCCAAGGAUGAACUAAUCUCGGCCCGAAAUAGAAUCACAGAACUUGAGAGUGACGUCGAAGGACUCGCUGAAGAGAAACGUGUUUUGCAAGACGAAGUGGAAAGGAUGAACACAAGAAUUCGCAAGCUCGAAUCACAACUUGAGGUUAGCAGAGAGGAACGCAAGAGGCUUCAGGCCUCGCUCGAAGAUGGACGGUUGAAAUUGACCGCUCUUCGCGAGGAGUUCGUCGAAGCUUCCGGGAAACGCAAGGAGUCAGAAUCGCAAAGCGAGAGGCUUAAAACUAGUUUAGGUAAGAAGGAGACGGACAUCGAGGAGCUGAAGGCGAGAGUGAUGCAGUUGAAAGAGUUGGUGGGAACCUUGACAGCGUCUGAGGCAAACUUGAAGCUUGCGUCUGAUAAGUUGGAAGAUGAGAAUAAAGAUUUGAACGCUGAAGUUGGAACUAUGGAGCAGAGAAUGGUGGAUCUUGAAGGAACAGUGAGAUCAUUGCGGGAUAAUAAUAUGCAACUAGAGAUCGAAGUCAAUGCUACACGCAACAAAGUUGUAAGCUUUGAGUCAACCAUUGAAAAAUUGAAGAAAGAGAAGGACGCGGUCAAGCGGAAUCUUGAUAGAACAUCGCGAGAAUUACAAGACAGCCAAAACACUGUUGCGAGGCUGGAUGAAAUACUGAAAGAUCAUGAAUGUAAGAUCUCUGAGAAGGAAGAGGAUGGUAAACAAGCUGAGGCGAACUUGUUGAAGGUAAAACUGGAGAAUGAGGAAAUACAACGAAGGUUGGCUGAGUUGACAACAGAGCUCUCUGAAAAAACAAACAAUUGCGAGGACAGUUUGAACCAGAUUGAUCAACUAAAUGAACAGAUUAGCGAGCGAGAUAACACAAACAACGAGCUGAGAUCGGAGACGCAGCGUUUGGAGAAAGACGUGGAACGUUUGACUUCGGACCUGAGUGAACACACCAUCAAAUACGACGAAUUGGAAAAGCUUUUCCAGGCAACCACAUCGAAAGUUAAAGACCUUGAAUCGAAGUUGAGAACAAGCUUUGCAGAAAAUGAGAAAUACGAAACCGAGCGUCGCUCUUGGGUGGAAACUCAACGUGAGAAGGAAACCGCCAAAUCAAUGCUCGAACAAAAAGUUCUUCAGCUUGAGACGAAAUUCAGGACGGCUGAUUCGGAAAGAAAGGAGCUAAAAGGAAGAGUAUUUGCGCUUCAGGAUGAAAUCUCCGACCUCGAAUUUAAGCUUGAGAGCAAGACAAGCGAAGGUAAUUCGUUGGAGGCACAGGUGAAGAUACUGGGUGAAAAAUACGAGAAAUGCUUGGAAGAGAACUCUCGAAUUAACAGCGAAGCUUCCGAGUUAAGACUCUCUCUUGAAUCGAGCCAACGAGAUCUGAAAGAACGCGAUGAAGAAGUCAAGUAUUUGACGGAUAUGAAAGCGAGGGUUGAAAAUGAGAUGAUUUCCCUUAAGGAGAACAUGUUUGCUGGCAAGGAUUCUGGCAACAAAGAAUCGCAGUUGCAAGAGAAGCUUCAGAGAGAGGUGUUGGACGCCCACAAGGCUGUCUCUGAGCUCGAGGUGCGCGUGAAGAAAGCGGAAACAAGUGAAAACAGGAUGCGAGAGGAGCUGAGACGAAAGAUGGAGAAAAUGACAAGUUUGGAAGUCGAGUUGGAUGAGGUACUGGAAGAGAACGAAAGAUUGGCGAUAGUGAUUGGCGAACUCAAACGUUCAACGGUAGAUUACAAGAAUCAGCUUGCAGGCGCUCGACGGGAGGUAAAGGACGUUUCGGGAAAGUUUGAAAAGGCAAAAGGAACAUUGGAAGAGUCUACCACCGAGGUUGGUCGACUUAACGGCGAGUUGAACCGAUUGGAGUCGGAAGUGACCGCCUUGCGCGAAAAUAAGACGAGCAAAGAACGGGAAGUCACGAAGUUGACGCAAAAGGUACAACAAAUUGAAGAAGAUCUAAGUGCGGCAUCACAGAAGAAAAAACAGGCUGAAAAGUCUGCAUUGGAUCUGGAGGAGACAGCAAAAUCCAGAGACACGGAAGUAUCUUUCCUGAAGAGCAAGCUACAUGAUGUGGAAAUGGCGCACGCCAGUUUGAAAGAGAAGCAGAAAGAUUUAGAGCAGGAUUGUAUCGUUGUGAAGAGCAAGUAUUCAAAGCUGGAAGCUCACUAUGAAACCGUCCACGAAAAAAAGGUUGUUGCCGAACGUGGAAGCGAAAUGGUUAAGAAAGAAUGCGAGGAAUUGCGCGCAAACUUACAAAGCGCAGAGAAGGAGUUGGACGACGUUCGAGUGGAGUUAAGCUCGACUAAGAAGAAGGUUUCCACGUUAGCCAGGGAGAGUGUGGUCAAGGAGACAGCUGACCAGGAUGAAGAAGAGGUAAAGAAGCUGCGGGCGCAGGUUACCGAACUCCUCGCCGAAGUGGAUGACGGGAAUAAGAAGGCAAAACAACAGGAAGUGACGUCAGAAAGAUUGGCCAAAGAUGCGGAACAAAAAACGAAGCAAAUUGAGAAGAUACGAGAAGAGAAGGAUGCUUUGGUUGAGGAGAAUAGCAAAUUGCGUCAAGAGAUCAACAUUGUCCAACUCUCAGCCAAAAAUGUUCAAACUCGUUUCGAAGAGCGCGACCAGGAAGUGUUUGGAAUGAUGAAACGCCUUUCGGAAUACGAACUCGAAGUCGGAGCUCUCAGAGAUGAAAACGAAGACCUCAGUGAAGAAUUAGACAAGUGUCAGAAAGAUUUGGCCGACAAUGACAUCGAAAUGCAGAGGAUAAAGAAACAAAACGCUGCCGCAAAAGGUGAGCUUGAAGAGCUGACGGACCGAAUGAAUAAAACGAAAGAUGAGAUGACAAAUCUGCAAAGGAUUUUGGCAGAGAAAGACACCAUCGUUGAAAUGCAACGGAAGGAGCUCUUCGACAAAGACGCAGACGUUAAAACCUUGAAAACCGCGAAAAAGAUUCUUGGAAAGGAUGUGAAUUCUACGAAAGAACAGCUGGUCGCUCACAAAGAACAGGUUGAGUUCCUCGAGCGUCAACACUAUUCCGACAACAUGUUACUCCAGGAUAAAGAGGCGAAGGUAUCAGAACUGGAAUACUCAAUGCAAAUGAUGAAACAGGAAAAUGAUCGGUUACAACAAGAGAUUUUGAAACUUAAAGAUUUGAUAAGCGAACUUCGAGGCAAGAAUCAGAAACUUCAACAAGACUACGAAGGAUCACAACGAGAGGUUCAGCUGGUGCAACAGAAGUUGGUGAAGAUUGAAACGAAAUAUGAAAGUUUGGAGGAAACAAGAGUGAAACAGGUCACGGAGCUGAACGAAAUGAGACAUAAAAACUCGGAAGUUAAGAUCCUUCUUGAUUCUACGGAAAAGGAAAAAUCCAGAUUGAUGCAAGAAAUCACUGAUUCACGCGCUCAAAAUGAACAAAUAAAAUCCUCGUUGGACGCGACGGUCAAAGCGAAAAGCAAGUCAAGCGAGGAACAAGAUAUCGCCAGCAGAAAAUACGUUGAGCUCAAAGGCACUCUGGAAACAACGAAGGAUGAGAGAAACGAAUUUGAAUCGAAAUUUUUGGAAAUGCAGGCAAAGACUUCAAGUCUCGAGAAAGAGUUGGCGAAAUCUCGGAAAGACAAGGAUGCAGUUGAGAAGGAAAUGUUUGUUCUACGAAAUAAGAUGACCGAGCUUCAACUGUAUCUCAAAGACAGCGAGAACAGAGAACGCAUCGCAGCAGAAGAGCUGGCAAGUGUUCGACAAAACGUGACACGGGUUGAACGAGAGUUGGCGCAGUUUCGUAACAAGGCAACGCGGCUCGAAGCAACCUUGAAGACCAGCAACGAACGAUCUCAACACCUUUCAGACGAGAUGGUCGACACGGAAAAAGAAUGCGCAAAACUUCAUCAGGUCAUCGACGGUAAUCGGGAAGAGAUGGAAAAACAGAGACAAGAGCUGACUGAGUGUUAUAAAAAGAUCUCCGAACUCGAAGCUGCUUACGAGAGCUACGUCAACACACGUAACGAGCUACAGAAGGAACUGCUACAUGCAAACCAGAAAUCAAAUGAGAUGGAAGACGAAGUUCAGACGACGCUUAAAGCCAUCGCUCAAGUCAACGGGCUGUUAGAAGAAUCUCAGAGCAAGAAUGAACAAUAUAAAAUUCAGGUGCGACAACUACAAGAACGAAUUUUGGAGAAGCAACGAUCUUGCGAUGUGUUGUUCUCAGAAAAAGCAGAAAUGAUGGGCAAAGUCGAUUCACUUGAGGAAGAAGCUGUGAGAUUUGAAAGAGAAAUUAGCAUUCUGAAACACGAGAUUUCCACAACGAAAGUCGACUACGAGAGUUUAUUGUCGGAGAAGACGAGCUUGGAGGAAAGCGUCAUUCAGCUGAACUUGAUCGUCAAGGAACACGAGAACGAGAAGGAAGAAAUUAGAAAAGAAAAUGAAGUACUAAGCAAGGAUAUGACCGCUGUAAAGAAUGAUUUAUCGACGCUUCAAACCUCUCUCGAGUCCAAUGUCAUUACGAAGAGUACCGUGGAGGAGGUUGCUAGUUCAAACAAUGAGAUGGAUCUAUUCACCAUGAUGGAGUUGGAAGAACUGCGUUCGGAACGCGCAAAGUUGCAAAAGGAAUUGGCGUCUUUGAAACAACAAGUUCGUGAAGACGAGCAACUCAAAACACAACGUGACCAACUCGAGACGGCACUGGCCGAGUCCACAGCGAAAAGCACCGAAUUAGAGACGACGCUUUCCGACCUGGAACGAGAGAAGAACAUCGCGUUGAAGAAUUUGGAGCAAAGUUCCAUCAAAGUCAAUGAAUGUGAAACCAAUAUGGAAACACUUCGUGAUGAUUGCGCUGAGGUGAAAAAUGAUUUGAUAUCAGCCGAGCAACGAAUUUCCGAGCUGGAAGCACUACUCCAAGUUUCUCAGAAUCGCGCAGAUGAGUUGGAACGUGAUUUCGUCGCCACAAGAGAGCGUAAUGUCCACCUGGAGACUGGGUACAAAAGAAUCCAGGACAUCGAAUCCGGGCUGCGCGAGGAGAUUGUGAGUCUGCACAAAAGAGUGACCGUUUCCGAGAAAGAACUGGCGGAGAAACGAGAUCAGAUGGAGGCGUGGGAACGAGCCCGGGAGGAGGAUUCUGGAAAGUUUCAGACGUUAAGGAAGGAUUAUGAAGAUGUCUCCAGAGAGUUGGCAGGAAUGAAGUCGGUGAAGAGUUUGGAUUCUAAUCAAGUUGACCAACUACAACAACGUUUGAUGUCAAUGGAAAGGAAACUUUCCGACAAGGAACAAGGAAUGAAGGAUCUGAAUGUAGAUAACUCGCAAAAGCAGUUCGAGCUUGACAGAAUGAAAGCAAAGAUCUUUCAACUACAAUUAGAGAUAACAAAUAUCUCUCAGGAAAAAACUACGUUGAUUGCUCAGUUUGAAGAAAGCAAAAGAAAGUACAAACAAGACUUGUCCAUUUCUUCCAGCAAAGACGUGCAGUUGAAGGAAGUCACAACAAAGAUAGAGACGUACAGGCUAGAAAUAAUUGAGAAAACAAAGAUGAUAGAGACACUACGCAACGAAAAAGUAUCGGUUGAAACUAAACUUCGUACAACCAUCCAGAACUAUGAUAAGUUACAAAGCGAAAUCACAAUACUACGAAAGGCCGAAGAAGACUCCGAAAGGCUUUUGGCAAGCAACGAGGCAAAGAACAAGAAUCUUGAAAAGGAGUUGCAAGCUGUUCGUGAAGAAAACGAUGAGAUUAGAAAUAAGAUGAUUGAAGCUCACAAAAACGUCUGCAGCCUCACAGAAAGUUCGUCCGACUCUGAAAAAGAGAACGUAAGAAUGAAACAAGAGCUGGCUCAACUGCAGAAGAGAGUCUCCGAACUUGAGCGAGAAUGUCGAGAACAUAUCUCGAAAUGCGACAAGCUGUUGGAGGAAAACAAAAGCAUGAAUGACGAGAUUUUGAACUCCAGGAAGAAAAAAGAGGAUGCUGAGAAUGAUUUGAAAGCUUCAAAACAAGAAUUUGGCGAAUUGAAAGCUAAAGUGCAAGAGCUCGAAGGUGCUAUGACCACAGAGCACAGUCGAGGAAACGCGAUGAAAAAUGACUUAGAUACUUGGCAAAAGAAGGCGACAGAAGCGCAAAAGAACUUUGAGAAUUCAUCAAAACGAAACAAGGAAUUCGAUCAGGAAAUAUCCGAACUUAAACAACAGUUAACCCAGAUGAAAUAUCAAAUUGAGGCUUUGGAAAUUGAGAAGAAAGAUAAGCUACAGUUACAAGAGAAGUUGAGCUCGUCCGAAGCGAAGUAUAAAGAAUUGGUGAAGCGAAACGAGAGAGACCAAGGCGAAUUCUCGAGCGUGGAACACCUCAACGAAACUUUGAAAGAAGAGAAUCUUCAAUUGCACGUAGAUCUUGGCAGAGAAAAAGAAGAAAAAUCCAAUUUGGAAUUAAAGAUAACUGUCAAAGAAGCGGAACUCCGAGAAAUGGCCGUCCAACUGAACGUCCUCACGCAGGAAGUCGAGAAGAUGAAAUCGCAAGCUGGCAACGAAAAGGGGGAACGAGACUCGCUCGAACAUGAAUACGGCGCUUUGAAAAUUGAAAAUGGAAAGUUAGAACAUGAAUUGAAAGAGACAAAUGAGACAAUCGACUCCUUGAAACGGAGGUUGGACUUGAUGACGCAAAACUACGAGAAUGAGAUGAAACAACUUGAAAUAUUGCGAGCAGAAGAGACGGAAAACAAACAAACAAUUGAGAGGUUGCAGAAGGCAAACAGCAAGGAAGCUCGGCAACGCAAAGCUGUUGAAUACGAGCUGAAGUUGGUUCUGGAAAAACACUCCGAUUUGGAAGAGCUUCACAAGAAAUGCGAGAUUGAAAAGAAAUCUUUAAGAGAUGAAGUUAUGGAGAGGACACGCGGUGGUGAUGAGGGAUAUAAGACGAUGGAGUUUAUUGUUGGGAAAGAAAAACAAGAGCUUGAGUACCAACUGCAAGAUCUUAAAGAGAAGUUAGCUAAAGUUGAGUCAGACGGUGUUGAUGCGAAGACUGGGGAGAGUGAACUGACGGCUGAAGUUGAGAACGCGAAGGUGGAAAUUUCAACAUUAAAAGUAGAGUUGGACACUGUGAAAAGAGAAAGAACGACAUUGGAAAUUGAAGUGAAGAAAUACAAGGAAAUUGAAGCGUCCAAGAACGAAGAAAUUAGCACGCUACAAAACCAUGUGUCGACCUUAGAAAUGGAAGUUAAAGUGAUUAAGAAAGAUUUGUCCGAUAGUCAGAGAUCAUACCGUGAGCUCCUGCUGAAGUUUGAGCCAGAACAGAAACCAGGAGUCGCUAGGAGCACAUUGGAGCUGCCACUCGGCGUCAAAACCAGAGAAACAUCGACUACACAAAUUGCCAUCACCAAGACGAGCGCGCAAUCCACGUCUUCAAGUUCGUAUGACGUCACUAGUCCCAGUUCCCCACGGAUGACUUCGCAGUUGACGAUCGGUCCCAAACGAGGCUCGAAGUCUACGUCGCCCUCUAGUCCCAGGAUGAUAUCUCCCGCCUCUCCCAGGAGCGCUGGAACUAAUUCACCGACAUUUGGCGUGCAAUCAAAAUUUGGGUUCAAGCAGGAUUCGAGAAGGGAACGAAAGCGUACGACCAGUAGCGAAGUGACAAUGUUGGAGAUCGAACACAGGUCGAAGACUCCCGAGUCCGAGACGAUGAUCAUCUCACCUAAAAGUCCGACAAAAAGUCCGAGCAAACAAGUCUCAAUGAUGAGCAUGAACGUCGGGGAGACACGGGAUGCGACCGCUCUCGAGAUGACAGUCGCGCGGGACGAGAAACAGGGUGAGUUCGAGAUUGCGGGCUUGGACGCCCAACGCAAACGGCGGCAAGAAAGAAAAGUAAGGUUGAACCAGAUAAGUAAACGACCGCCAAUAGAAUGAGUUGGCAGCAUUUACUUUUUUAAACUUUAGCAAAACGUAAAGAUAUACGCACUCAUUAUUCAAUCUUGUUAUUUCAAACAUACACUAGAACUUUGCAAAAUACACGAUAUCUAAUCAAUAAUAUUUUUAAAAUAACAUGCACGCAUUGUCACAGACACAAAGAACUGUAAGAUAUAAAUAAUGCACUUUUUUGUAAAUAUAUUUACGCGGAUCUAAUCAAUGUUAUUAGUUAUGACUGAAUUACACUUAUA